This is a messenger RNA of Entrophospora sp. SA101, 331 nucleotides long. Lineage: Eukaryota; Fungi; Glomeromycota; Glomeromycetes; Entrophosporales; Entrophosporaceae. The record is from the annotation of a GenBank genome assembly.
AUGAAACAGUUUCAAACGCCAAAACAAACUGCUAAUAACAUUACAAAUGGCAACAUUAACAACGUAAAUGCCAACGCCAACAGUUCUACAUCUACAUCUGCAACCGCAACAUCUCCUAAUCAUAAUGCCAAUAGUAGUAGUAGUAAUGCAAAUGUUUCAACUCCAAAAUCAAUUCAUGGAGAUCAUCCACAUAGCUCAUUGAAUUCUCCAAAUGCUGGGACAUCAAGAUCAAGAACUGAUAGUCCUCGUCGACAAAUUCAUCCUUUACCUGAUAAACCAAAGCAAAAGGAACGUGAAAAGGAACGUGAAAGAGAUCGUGCUGAGAAAAAAG